UCCCGCCCCUUUCCCCUUUGACCCCGCCAGUGGCUGAGCGUUCUAUCUUCCUGUUCCAAACCACGUGGACGCGCGCUGGACACUGCGGGACAACAGUGGCCGUGUUACUCUGAUCAUAAUAACAAGGUGGCUUGCCUGCCUACCUGGCCACCCAGGUAGCUAAGGGCUAAGGCUGGAGUGGUUGCCGAAGCGCAGAGCAGCAACAUGGCGAGUCAGCCUCACUCCCUCAGCUAUGUUGGGUGCAACUUUUUGCGGCAGAGGUUGGUGCUUUCCACGCUAAGCGGUCGGCCAGUGAAAAUCCGCAAGAUCAGGGCCAAGGAUGACAACCCCGGCCUCAGAGAUUUUGAAGCAAACUUUAUAAGGCUGAUUGACAAACUAACCAAUGGCUCUAGGAUUGAAAUAAACCAAACAGGUACUACUUUGUAUUAUCAGCCUGGCUUGCUCUACGGGGGUUCAUUGGAACAUGACUGUAGCCCCAGUCGCAGUAUUGGGUAUUACUUGGAAAGCCUUCUCUACUUAGCACCAUUCAUGAAACACUCACUAAGAAUUGUUCUCCGGGGUGUAACCAACGAUCAAGUAGACCCUUCGGUGGAUUGUCUUAAGGCAAUAGCUCUGCCUUUAUUGAAAAGAUUUGGAAUUGAUGGCAAGGAAUUAGAAUUGAAGAUUGUCAAGAGGGGUAUGCCCCCAAAAGGAGGUGGUGAAGUGGUAUUCAGCUGUCCCAUCAAGAAAGCAUUAAAGCCUGUUCAGUACAUUGACCCUGGCAAAAUUAAGCGUAUCAGAGGCAUGGCCUAUUCUGUCAGAGUGUCCCCACAGAUAGCAAAUCGAAUUGUGGAUUCUGCAAGGAGCAUCCUGAAUAAAUUCCUACCAGAUAUUUACAUUUAUACAGAUCAUAUGAAGGGGACAAGCUCUGGGAAGUCUCCGGGAUUUGGUCUUACUCUUGUGGCAGAGACUACGAAUAGUACUUUUCUUAGUGCUGAGCUGGCCUCUAACCCCCAAGGACAGGGCGUGACUGUACUCCCUGAAGACCUUGGUACAAACUGUGCAAAGUUACUACUCGAAGAAAUUCACAGAGGAGGCUGUGUGGAUUCAACAAGCCAAAGCCUUGUUCUGCUGCUCAUGACCCUUGGACAGCAGGAUGUUUCCAAAGUCCUGUUAGGACCUCUGUCACCAUACACAAUUGAGUUUCUGCGACAUUUGAGAAGUUAUUUCCAGGUUAUGUUUAAAAUUGAAACCAAAUCUUCAGGCGAAGAACGCAAAGGGGGCGACAAGGUCUUAAUGACAUGUGUUGGGAUUGGAUUUUCCAAUCUUAGCAAAACAGUAAAGUGAUGUGUCUGUAGAUUUUAAUUAAAAGUGCCUUGACAAUU
Messenger RNA from Rhineura floridana, 1364 nucleotides. It is a transcript of the gene RCL1, whose product is annotated as RNA terminal phosphate cyclase like 1. Gene Ontology annotation, molecular function: RNA endonuclease activity. NCBI's taxonomy places the organism in Eukaryota, Metazoa, Chordata, Lepidosauria, Squamata, Rhineuridae. The transcript is spliced from 9 exons. Gene Ontology annotation, cellular component: nucleolus. The coding region runs from base 205 to 1326 and encodes 373 amino acids. The record is from RefSeq and is a predicted model, not a curated record. Gene Ontology annotation, biological process: endonucleolytic cleavage of tricistronic rRNA transcript (SSU-rRNA, 5.8S rRNA, LSU-rRNA); ribosome biogenesis.